Juglans regia (Persian walnut) is the source of this 1833-nucleotide messenger RNA. RefSeq names its product heavy metal-associated isoprenylated plant protein 34-like. The coding region runs from base 206 to 1795 and encodes 529 amino acids. NCBI's taxonomy places the organism in Eukaryota, Viridiplantae, Streptophyta, Magnoliopsida, Fagales, Juglandaceae. The transcript is spliced from 3 exons. Gene Ontology annotation, molecular function: metal ion binding. The record is from RefSeq and is a predicted model, not a curated record.
UAGCUCGAGCAACCGCCUUUUCUCUGUGUUAAAAUCAAGUUCAAAAUAUAGCACAGAAUCCUGAAAUACAGGGACAAAGCUUAAAGAUAACAUCUUUAAUGCUCACCAACCGUUUUGAACUCUCUCUCUCUCUCAAAGCUCUUAUUCUCUUCUAGGCUCAGCUCGCUGGUUCAGAUCCAUUUCCUCUAACCCUCUCUCUGAAAGGAUGAGUAAACAAGAUACGUUGAGGAGUCAGACUUAUAUCUUCAAAGUGAAUAUACACUGUGAUGGAUGUAAGCAGAAAGUGAAGAAAUUAGUGCAGAAAAUUGAAGGAGUUUAUGCUGUACACAUAGAUGCAGACCAAGGUAAGGUAAGCGUUUCAGGAAAUUUUGAUCCAGCCAGACUCUUGCAUAAGCUAGAGAAGUCAGGAAAACAUGCAGAGCUCUGGGGACAUCAAAAAAGUUCAAACUUGAACCAAAACCAGCUCAAUAAUCAGUUCAGAAACAUGCAAAUCGAGAACGGCAAAGGGGGCAAAGACAACAAAUCUCAAAAAGGUGGGAAGGACAAGAAGGGAGGGCAACAACCACAGCACCAAAUGAAAGGGGCUAAAGAUCUGAAGGUGCCCUUUAAAGACCAGAAAUCUGUCAAGUUCAACUUGCCUGAGGAUGAAUUUGAUUUAAGUGAUGAUGAAUUUGAUGAAUUUGAUGAUUAUGAUGAUGAAUUUGAUGAAGACUUUGAUGAUGGUGAUGAUUAUGAGUUUGGUCAUGGGCCUCAUGGACAUCAAGUACCCAACAAGAUGAUGCCUAUGAUGGGCAAAGGCCAUGGACCGUUUGGGCCUAAUGCUAUGAUGAAUGGUCCUCCCAUGAAUGAGAAAAGGGGUGGUGGGGGUGGGAAUGCCAAGAAAGGUGGUGUUAUUGAUAUUCCUGUAAUGAUGAAGGGUGGUAAGGAUGGAUUUCAAGACAGCAAGAAAGGUAAUGGAGGAAAGAAAGGCAGUGAUGGUGGUGGGAAUAAGAAAGGAGGGAAGCAAAACCAAGGUGGUGGAGAUAAAAAAGGGAGCAAAAGUGCCGGUGGAUUGUUAAGUGGGUUGCUAGGGUUUGGUAGAAGUGGUAGCAAACGAGAGGGUGGCAGUGGUAAGAGUACCAGUAAAAAUGGCAGUAAGGGUGGUGGUGGAAACAAUAAUGGCACUGGGAGUAAGAAAGGUGGAGCCAAGAAUGAUGGGGUCCACGAAGUCAGCAAAAAGAAAAAUGGGUUCCACGAUAUUGAUGUUGUUUCUACUAAUCAUGGCAAGGGAAGCAAAGGUGGAGGUGGCGUUGGCGGUGGUGGUGGGGGUGGAGGUAGGGCCGGGGGUGGGAAUGUUGCUCAGAUGGGCCAGAGAGGACAAAUGGGCUAUACUAGUGACUAUCCAAUGGGCCCAGUGGGCCCAAUGGGCCAAGUAGGAAGAAUGGGUCCAAUGGGCCCCUAUCCAAUGGGCCAGAUGGGCCAAGGAGCACAAAUGGGCCAGAUGGGUAACUAUCCAAUGGGCCAGUUUGGAAAUAUUCCGGCAGUGCAAGGUCUACCUGCACCAGCGGCAAUGAACGGUGGAUAUUAUCAAGGAAUGGGGCCAGGCAAUCCGUACAACCAACAAUACAUGGCGAUGAUGAUGAAUCAACAAAGGGCAAAUGGGAAUGAUAUGUACCAACCAAUGAUGUAUGGUCGGUCUCAUCCGGCCGUCAAUUACAUGCCGCCGCAGCAGCAGCAGCCGAUGCCUUAUCCCGUGGCCGAUCCUUUCACUCACAUGUUCAGCGAUGAGAAUACUGGUAGUUGUAGUAUUAUGUAAAUUUGGGGGGGUUAGUAAAUUCUAUUUUGGUUUGUUUU